CUGGUGACUCUUCUUUAAUACUACUAUCGUCGGUACUACCUAUACUUUUCUUCCGUCUUUUUUCCUUAAUUUAAAACAUUCACUGAAAACAGCCAGUUAUCAUGUACUCAUACAAUCAUUGCAACGUUUGUAACAAAGGCAGAAUAGAACGCAGAUGUAUGGGGCGUUCACAAAACACGUCCGGCCACUCCGAGAUCUACGUGUACUCACUGAUUGUUUACUGUAGCAAAUUUAUAAUUGCUCCUUUGGAAGUCCACAAGCGUGACUAUGAUAAACUGUCGGCAUUCUAGGAUACAGUUGUGCGCUCUGAUCUUAAAGAUUUUCUGUGAAUUUUAAAUCAAGAGGCUAACAGAGUGAUUUUCCGAAUGAAAUUUUCCAUGCCAUGCGUCCUUUAAGAAUACUACAAUUUAAGUGAAUUCAAGGUGUGCAUGUUUGUUUAGACAAACACGGUGCGCCGUAUCAGUAUUAUCGACAGUAAUUUUACAACUAUGUCACUCGUCUGAAGACUCAUCUGGAUAGAACUAGCUAGUUUCUAUUUUAGCAAUCUAGUUUCCUUGAAACAAAAUGUACCGUGCCUCAAAAUUACUUUUGUUCUUUGGGACUUUCCAUAUCGUCUCCUGCUCCAAGCUUGUGGUGAUUCUCAUGGAUGGGUUUCGAUGGGAUUAUUUUGACCAUGUGGAUUUGCCUGGCUUUGCUAAAAUGGCGAAAGAUGGCGUGAAAGCCGAGUAUAUGACAUCGGAUUAUCCUACGUUGUCCUAUCCAAAUUAUUACUCCAUCAUGACAGGUUUGCACACAGAAUCACACGGCAUGGUUGGAAAUUUUAUGCAUGAUACUAUUCAUGGCAAGAACUUCCUUAUUGGCGCAAAUCCUGACCAGUAUCUGCCGUUUUGGUGGGACGAUGCAGAGCCCGUCUGGGUCACAGCAGAGAAGCAGGGAAAGAAGUCAUACUUCUUUUACUGGCCCGGAUGUGAGGUGACUAUAAGGGAGACCAAACCCACAGUCUGCGUCAAAUACAAGCUUUCUUUGGUACCGGAGUUUGAUUAUUCACUUCAAGAGACUGUAGGACUACUACAGAACGAUUCGGCAGAUCUCAUAGGGAUAUACUUAGAAGCUCCGGAUCACUAUGGACAUAAAUUUGGAGUGAAUUCUCUCAAUUUGACCACAGUGUUGCAUGAUAUUGACAACAGUUUGGGCGAAUUCAGGCGAAAUCUGACUUCACUCGGCCUUCAUGACGAUGUUAACAUAAUGAUUUUUUCUGACCAUGGAAUGACAAACAUAACAAAGAUGGUGAAUAUUACAGAAGCCAUAGAAUUAAACGACAUUAAAGUGAUUUUCUCACCAGUUCCUUAUGUCAGCAUAUGGCCGAUGGAUGGAAAACUUGAUAAGGUGUACAACGAUUUACUCACUGCAAACUUAUCAAAUAUAACGAUCUACAAAAAGGAAUCUAUUCCUGACAGUUAUCAUCUAAAAAUCCAUCGGCGUACACCACCAAUUGUGAUAGAACCCGACAACGGGAUUGCAAUAGUGGGACCAUGGAAAUGCAACAAUUGCACAAGUAUGAAACCUGGAACAACCAACGUAGGGAUGCACGGAUACAGCAAUGCUCAUUCUGAUAUGAGAGCAAUAUUUAGAGCUGCCGGACCAGCCUUCAAAAAGAAUUUUGUGAGCCAACCCAUAAGUAAUAUUGAACUAUAUCAAAUAAUGUGUGACAUCCUCGGACUUAAACCUAAUGCAAAUAAUGGAACUUGGAGUAAUGUUGCGCAAAUGCUUGUCAAAACCGACCCAUCUGCUGGACGAUCAACAACAGUCUCGUUCAUCUUGAUCAUGAUUUCAGUGACCACUUCUACGCUGAAAUUCUUAUCUUGUCAACACUAGUAGCAGAAUCCCUUAUUCGUGUUUAUAGUGUCUCGGGGUGUUUUUACAUUUGUAGUGGAUUGUGUCAGGUAGAUCAUGUAGCUUGUAGAAACAUGUUUUUAAGACAUUUUUCUUAAACACCUCACCUAUAUACGCUGUGCAUGUACAAGUAAAGACAUUAGUGGGUGGGUGGGGGGGGGGGGGGGGGGGGUCAGUAUAAUGUCAUUGUGUAAACGAUUGAAAGUGAGGGAGAUCGUGCAUUUUAAUAAAAUUGCUAUUUUGAUAAAGAGAUGGGGUAAGAUUGAUUUAUAUUUAAAUCCGAUAAGCAAAAAAGUUAAGAAUAUGUAACUAGGUAAAAAAAAAAUAUGUAUAACAUUUCAUGGAUAGAAGUAGUUUUAUUAUAAAUGUAUUCGGGUUUUUCUGUAAAAAUCACAUUCUUGUAAAAAUUAUAUGCAUUAAAAAUGCACAAUUUAACGUUAACGAAAGACGGCCGACGAUAGAUGCAGACCAAUUGCAAUAGAUCACCCGAGUUUACUCGACCACGUGACCCAAAACAUUGAGGGGGGGGGGGGGGGGGGGUGGUGGUGGUGUUUAAAUAUACAAGAUAAUGGAAAGCAGAAACUACUUUAUUCAAAGUAAAUGAAGCGGGCAAAACAAAAUGAAAUUUAAUUUUCGACAAAUUUAUUGGAAUUAAUAGGGAUACUAUAGGGGAAAAUGACAUUUUCAAGCAGAAAUAUUGGGGGUUAUCAAAUAUAGGGAUUUUAUAGGAAAUAUAAGGCCGCUUGAAGGCCUGAUAUCAAUCUUGCAGAUGUCAUCCUUUAAUGGAAGUUCCUACAACGAACGCCUUGCGUCGAAUCUGUGAAACGGAAGUCGUCUCCAGAAAGGUGUUCCAUUCUUUUUCAACUUAAUCCAAUUGACACGCUAUUUGUUAGUUUUAUUCUCAGCGUUCUCUUUUCUGAAUUUCGAUGUGCCCUUUUUGUUUUCAUUCUGACUGAUAUGAAUUGGUAUAUGUUACAGUGUAAUAAAAUUGUCACCAUACCAUCAAGAAAUGAUUGAAAUAAAGGUUUCAUGAAGUA
Messenger RNA from Ostrea edulis (European flat oyster), 2930 nucleotides. Its product is annotated as glycerophosphocholine cholinephosphodiesterase ENPP6-like. The transcript has 7 exons. Lineage: Eukaryota; Metazoa; Mollusca; Bivalvia; Ostreida; Ostreidae. The record is from RefSeq and is a predicted model, not a curated record. Bases 565 to 1875 code for a protein of 436 amino acids.